Talaromyces atroroseus is the source of this 3054-nucleotide messenger RNA. Its product is annotated as Transcription elongation factor spt5. The coding region runs from base 1 to 3054 and encodes 1017 amino acids. The record is from RefSeq and is a predicted model, not a curated record. Gene Ontology annotation, biological process: transcription elongation by RNA polymerase II; regulation of transcription by RNA polymerase II; transcription elongation-coupled chromatin remodeling. Lineage: Eukaryota; Fungi; Ascomycota; Eurotiomycetes; Eurotiales; Trichocomaceae. Gene Ontology annotation, molecular function: mRNA binding; protein binding. Gene Ontology annotation, cellular component: DSIF complex. The transcript has 5 exons.
AUGUCGAACAACGUGCUGAACCAGGAUUUUGGUUCUGAGGAGGAAGACGACGACUUCAACCCAGCCCCUGCUGUUGACUCGGACGAGGAAAACGACAGACCGAGUACUAGGCGGGAUAGGGUAAACGAGGACGCCGAAGAUGAUAACGAAGAUGAGAGGAAAGCCGUUGACGAAGUAGGUGAGGACGACGAGGGGAACGAAGACGAAGAAGUCGACGAGGAAGAGGAAGAGGAAGAAGAUGAGGAUGAGGAUGAUGAAGACGCCGUCUCGGGCCGGCCCAAGAAGCGCAGGAGGCGAGGCGGGGUUAAUGCUUUCUUCGAAGAAGAAGCUGGUGUCGAUGAUGACGACGAAGAAGCAGAGGACGAAGAGGAUGACAUGGGCGAUGGAUUCGGUGCUGAGGCUCAUCCGGACGACUUGGAUGCUCUGCCUGUGGGCGCUGAGCUGGACGAUCGCAGACACCGACAGCUUGAUCGUCAACGAGAGCUUGAAGCUCAUAUGGACGCUGAAAAACAGGCUGCCGCUCUUAAGGAACGAUAUGGACGCAACCGCAUGGCCGCAACGGAUUCGGUGGUUGUUCCCAAGAGACUCCUUUUACCAAGUGUCGACGAUCCUAGUAUCUGGGGUGUCCGAUGUAAACCCGGAAAGGAAAGAGAUGUCGUGCUUAACAUUCAAAAACGCGUCGAACAGCGACCACCCGGCACCCGCCAUGGAUUGAAAAUUAUAUCCGCUUUUGAGCGUGGGAAGACUAUGACCGGCUACGUCUAUGUGGAAGCGAGGAGACAAGCAGAGGUUAUGGAGGCACUAGAUGGCCUUCUUGACGUCUAUCCUAAAACAAAGAUGAUUUUGGUUCCCGUGAAAGAAAUGCCUGAUCUUCUACGAGUUAAAAAGUCCGAGGAGCUGAAUCCAGGUGACUGGGUGCGAAUUAAGCGUGGCAAAUAUCAGGGCGAUCUUGCCCAGAUUGAAGAAGUUGAGACCAAUGGUCUUGAAGUCACUGUUCGACUUGUUCCUCGUUUGGAUUACGGACUGAAUGAAGACCACCAGGCACCCGCAGAGGCUAAAAGGAAGAGGUUCGGGGCUGCGAAUAAUACGGCUCCUCGACCACCUCAGCGUCUCUUCAGUGAGGCCGAGGCUAGCAAGAAGCACGGCAGGCAUCUGGUGGGAACAUCUAAUUUGAGUGGGAAGUCCUGGAAUUAUAUGGGCGACACUUACGUCGACGGCUUCCUCAUAAAGGAGAUGAAGAUUCAGCAUCUAAUCACCACAGGCGUAAACCCUCGCCUAGAGGAAGUGACUAUGUUCGCCCGAGGAUCUGAGGAUGGCGCUGCAAACCUUGAUCUGGCAUCCCUAGCGAACACGCUAAAGAAUGCAGUUGCAGAGGAUGCUUACCGACCUGGAGAUCAAGUCGAAGUGUACAAGGGUGAACAACAGGGUAUAAUUGGCAAGACAAUCUCGACCCGCGGUGAUAUCAUUACGCUGGAGGUUACAGAGGGCGAUAUGAAAGGCCAAACAAUAGAUGCGCCAAUCAAAACAUUGCGAAAGCGAUUCCGCGAAGGUGACCACGUCAAAGUCAUCGGCGGCAGCCGUUAUCAGGACGAGUUGGGCAUGGUGGUUCAGGUCAAGGGCGAUAGUGUUACUAUACUCAGCGAUAUGAGCAUGGAGGAAAUCACAGUGUUCAGCAAGGAUCUUCGACUUUCGACGGAGUCUGGGGUGGACGGUAAACUUGGGACGUUUGAUGUGCACGACCUUGUUCAGCUCGACGCCGUCACUGUUGCCUGUAUCAUUCAAGUCGAUCGCGAGUCGCUGCGUGUCAUUGACCAAAAUGGCUCAGUACGCAAUGUUCUGCCGUCACGAAUAGCGUCUAAAAUUGCCAAACGCAAAGACGCGGUAGCUACAGAUCGCAAUGGCGCAGAGAUCCGUCACGGCGACACAGUGCGAGAAAUGUACGGAGAACAGCGCAGCGGAGUCAUUAUGCACAUUCACCGGUCUUUCCUCUUCCUGCACAAUAAGGCCCAGGCGGAAAACACCGGUGUCAUCGUUGUCCGCACAACGAAUGUUGUCACUGUCUCGGCCAAGGGAGGCCGUGCUACAGGCCCCGAUUUAUCACGCAUGAACCCUGCCAUGAUGCAACGUCCGCCCCAGGGCUCUGCCAUGCCACCUCCACGGGUAGGACGAGACCGGCUCAUCGGAAAGACGGUUGGUAUCACGAAAGGGAGUUACAAAGGUCUGAUUGGCAUUGCCAGAGAGACGACGGAGGAUCUUGUGCGUGUUGAAUUACACACCAAAGGAACGAAGGUCAUGGUUCCACGUAGCGGAGUUGUUGUGAAGGACCCAGUCACUGGUCAAACAAUCGAUAUGGCUCGUGGCGGCAGGCCUCGUGUGCCCGGUGGACCUGGAGGACCGCCACGAGAACAAGGCUGGUCUGGAUCUCGCACGCCAAUGGCUGCUAUGGAUUCGAGGACACCAGCAUGGGGUGGAUCCCUGUCGUCAAGAACUCCUGCCUGGGGUGGCUCAGCAGCCAGCGGAUCACGUACACCAGCCUGGAAAGCCGACGGCUCUCGCACCGCCUAUGGCGGUGGAGGCAUGGGCGGAGGACGCACACCAGCAUGGAACACCGGUGCUCGCACCCCCUACGACUCCAGUUCAGGCGGUGGCAGCAGCGGCUUUGAUGCAUUUGCAGCCGGUUCCCGUACUCCAGCAUGGGGCGCACCAGCAAUGUCCGGCAGUCGCACACCAGCUUGGAACGCCAACAGCUCCACCAACAAUAGUAGCAGUCGAUACGACGCACCCACGCCUGGAGGCGACUAUUCAGCCCCAACCCCCGGCGCAUACCCCACAGCUCCUACUCCCGGCGCCUCAGGGUCUGCUGCUACGCCACGCUGGGCGGAGAGCGCGCCAACUCCCGGCACUUUCAAUGCGCCUACACCUGGUGCCGGAGGAGGAGGAAGCGGCGGUGGACGACAUCAACCACAGCCCUAUGAUGCACCAACGCCCGCCGUUGCUGCGACCCCUGGUGCUACCGGUGACGAUAAUCCGACUUAUUUCGAUGAUUCGGAGUAG